UGGACUCGUCACUCAAGGUACAUGUCUACACGACCAGGGAGAAAAUUCAUAGAACGCUGAAUCAGUGCCUUCAAUUAACGGUCACAGAUCCAUUUGGCGCCAACUCCUGUUUUCAUGUGUGAACUGGUUUGGGUUUUGUAGGGCCUCAGCUUUGGAAUUUUGGGCUCGCUUCAGACAAGCAAUCUCGCCCUUUCGGUGUUUGUGUUUGAUCCUGUGAGAGUUUUCUCUCCGAAUUCUAUAUAUAGCCCUCUCCACAUCCCUGUGUGUUUACUCUACCUGCCCAUAGUUGCUCUUUCCAUUCUUACUGCUCUCUCUUUCACUGUACAAGUCGUUCAUCAGAAUUUUUUUUAUCUGGGUCAUAAAUUAUAAACACGCCCACUUAAUAAUUUCUAUUUUGAAGUGGUUUUUGAAUGGUUUUGGCUUCUGGGUACUGCAAAAGAUACCAUAUUUGAAAGUUCUGAUCAGUUUUGGGAGGGGUUCUUGCUGGUUUUCGUGUUGGGAUAAUUAAGAACAAGCUGGUUUUGUGGGAUUCAAUCCAUUUCGGCAUCUGGCUCUUGACAAAAAUUUAGAGUUUUCAUACUAAUUAUCAUUUGGGAUCUGAAUUUAAGGGGGGCGGGUGGGGGGAAUUCUUUUCGUCAUAAGAAAGUUUCACCUUUUCAGAAAAUGAUCCUGUUGUUCCAGGGGAGCAUCCUGUCGACUUGCUAUUCAAUUCUUGAGAAGAAGUCCAUCGUAGAUAAAAGCUUUUAUUUUUGGAUCUUCCACAUUUUCAAUAGAGGUUCAGUUAAUUAGCACAGUGGUGGACUAAUGGGUGGGGCAUCUUUGCCGCCUGGAUUUCGGUUCCACCCGACGGAUGAAGAACUGUUGGGAUAUUACCUGAAAAGAAAAGUUGAGGGGCUGGAGAUUGAGCUUGAAGUAAUCCCUGUAAUUGAUCUGUACAAGUUUGAUCCUUGGGAGUUGCCAGACAAAUCAUUCCUUCCAAAUCGAGACAUGGAAUGGUUUUUUUUCUGUCCCCGUGAUCGGAAGUACCCAAAUGGCUCACGCACAAAUAGAGCCACCAAAGUUGGCUAUUGGAAAGCUACUGGAAAAGACAGGAAAGUACUUUCCCAAUCUUCGGUGAUUGGGUAUCGUAAGACCCUUGUUUUCUAUCGUGGACGAGCUCCUUUAGGGGAUCGAACAGACUGGGUCAUGCAUGAGUAUCGCCUCUGUGAUGAUUCUUCUCAAGCAUCAACUAAUUUUCAGGGAGCCUUUGUUUUAUGCCGCAUUGUCAAAAAGAAUGACAAUGCUCAUAAAGGUGAUUGUCAUGGAGAAUCAAAAGCCAAGAGAGUUGAGGGCAGUCCAAGCAAUGGGGACUUCAGCUCAACUGUGAACUCCAAUGAGCCUUUGAGCAUCUCUAGUGAAGUUCCUUCUCCAUCAAGCUACACACACAGUGACAACUACUAUACAAGUCCUAUCACUGCUCCAUAUGAGUUUGCUCCAAUCACAAAAUAUGAUCCAGCUUCAAAGGUGACUGAUCCUGCAAAUCUUUGGGUCUCGCCUGAUCUAAUUCUUGAUUCCUCAAAGGAAUACACACAAGGACAAGAAACCAUAUCUGAAAUCUUUCAGCAGUGUGAGUUUCCAUAUUCAGGGACUGCAUGGAAACCUUAUUUUUACAGAGAAAUCUCAUCCAAUUCAUCAUGCUCAAAUUUUACAGAGGAAGUUGAGUCUGCUGGUGAUUUUAGAAGAAUUGGCUGCAUGUCACCAUACCAAUGGCAUCCAAACUUCUUUGAUUGGUGUGGAAAUGAGGAUAUACCACAGGAAGGUUAUGAGCAUAUAAAUUCUCUGAGAAAUCCAGAACCUUUCUAAGGAAAAAAGGAAUGAACAUUGUAGCUCAUUCUUUCUUUAAUGCAGUGUUUGAAACUUGGAACCAAACUGAUAUUUGCAGACAAGCAAGUGAAUAUGGGGUUUUGGGGGAACUUUGGUUGCAGGAUGACAAUUUGGUGGUGGUGCUGUGAUGGGUCUGUCUAGCUUUGAGACUUCUCUGAUCAGUUUAUUUUGUAGUAGAUCGUCAAAAAUGGGGCUCUGAGACAACGCCUUUUAAUGUUUGUUCUUGGAGGGAAAACUACGGAGUUCCUAUGUAAUAAGUCUUUACCACAGAAAUCCUUUUUAUAUCUGGUAUGGGACUUGGUUUAGUAACAAAGUGUGGUAUGGGUUUCUUGUUUAUGUAUCUAGGCAGUAAAAGAAAAGAAUCCCCAGUGACAAUCACUUUUAUCCAUUGCGCUGGGAAUCAGUAUUGUCUAUCCUUCUGUCUUACAAAAUAAUUUUUUGCAUAGAAGCUAUUCACCGUCUUAUAUGCAAGUUUUUGUAAACCAGAGUAUUCUGCUUAAUGGAUAACUAUGUACUGCAGUAAUCUUCUUUUGU
Molecule: messenger RNA, 2397 nt
Organism: Malania oleifera
Lineage: Eukaryota; Viridiplantae; Streptophyta; Magnoliopsida; Santalales; Ximeniaceae
Product: NAC domain-containing protein 71-like
Exons: 5
Coding region: 805-1842 (345 amino acids)
Biological process (GO): regulation of DNA-templated transcription
Molecular function (GO): DNA binding
Source: RefSeq, a predicted model, not a curated record